Molecule: messenger RNA, 471 nt
Organism: Helianthus annuus (common sunflower)
Lineage: Eukaryota; Viridiplantae; Streptophyta; Magnoliopsida; Asterales; Asteraceae
Product: lysine-rich arabinogalactan protein 18-like
Exons: 2
Coding region: 1-471 (156 amino acids)
Cellular component (GO): plasma membrane
Source: RefSeq, a predicted model, not a curated record
AUGGAUCAGAAAAACACCCUUGUUCUAGUUCUAAUCACCGUCAUUGUUGCCGCCGUGGGAGGUCAAGCUCCGGUCAAACCCCCAUUUCUGAAUGCCACAACUCCUCCUGUUGCUUCACCUGUGAAUACUACCACAGCUCCAACCAUGGCUCCGGCUGCCCUUUCUCCGUCUAAAACUCCGGUGGUUUCUCCUGUUGCGGAGCCGGUCGGUUCUCCGCCGGCUCCAGCGCCUAGCAAGAAAGUUGGACGAAAGAAGCACAUUGCACCGGCACCUGCUCCUGUGGUCACGGUGGGAUCGACUGCACCUAGCGCAGCUCCGGGAGCGAUCACCGAUGCUCCCUCUCCUGGUCCAUCAGAAGAUGAUGAUGCAACUGCGGACCGGGCUUACAAGAUUGGAGUUAAGUACAUGAAGAGUUGGGAGUUAAGUUGUCACACCCCAACCGAUGGCGGAAACAUCGGGGAGCGGCACUGA